This is a messenger RNA of Peromyscus californicus insignis, 4882 nucleotides long. It is a transcript of the gene Galntl5, whose product is annotated as polypeptide N-acetylgalactosaminyltransferase like 5. Gene Ontology annotation, cellular component: Golgi apparatus. The transcript has 8 exons. The record is from RefSeq and is a predicted model, not a curated record. Gene Ontology annotation, biological process: spermatid development. Lineage: Eukaryota; Metazoa; Chordata; Mammalia; Rodentia; Cricetidae. The coding region runs from base 2727 to 4037 and encodes 436 amino acids.
AGAAAACCCCUUCUAUUUUUCAAUCUUCUGCUGAUUUUGCUAACUGUGACAGGCACAAUUUAAAUUUCAACUGUCCCUUUUUCUUCUCUGUUGUCCUUUUUCUAAUUCUUUGAGUGUGCUUUCCUUGAUUUCUCAGUUUCAGUAUUUUGCAAGUUUCAGGUUGUUCCUCUUUUGUGGCUCUCCACACAUUUUUUUUUUUCCCUUUCUGAAAGUUUUCCUCAAAUGCCUUGGUCAAUCCUUGGCAUAUGCAUCAGUCCACAUGGGCAAGCAGAACAAAACAUCACAGAGUGUCUGGCUAACACUAGGAAUUUAUUUUCUCACAGCUAGAAGUACAAGGUCGAGGCAUUGGCAGGGUGGGCUCCACGUAAAGCCUCUCUUCUUGACUCACAAAUGGCCCCCUUCUUGACCAACCCUCACAUGUCCUUUUCUCUGCACAUGUUUCCUGGCUAUCUUCUAAGGUCACCAGUCCUACAGGAUCAGGACCCAUCCUAUGAGCUCAUUUCAUCUUAAUCACUUCCCUAAAGGAGGUUAAAAUUAAAAGAUUAAAAAUGACCUCUUUCACAAAAAUGGUCACAUUGUGGUUAAUGAUUUGACAUGAUUUUGGAGAGUUGUGAUUCAGUCCAUAUCAGCAUUCCAUUCCAAUUGAAAAGCAGGACAAAAAAGCUAUUGGACAGUCUGAGUAUUGGAGCAGGUAUCUGCAGAGGAACUAGCAUUUGUGGAAAGCUCUACAACAGUGGUUUUCAACCUAUGGGUCACAGCCCCUUUGGGGGUUGCAUAUCAGAUGUCCUGCAUACAUUACAAUUCAUGAACAGUAAUUCAAUUAUAGUUAUGUGUUAUGUGUUAAGUGUUAUGGAAGGUUGAGAACCACUGACCUAGAGCCUCAGCAUAUUAGUCUUCCCCUGGGCCCAUCUCCUUUUAGAGCAGCUCUCCCAUGGGCUGUGCCUCUGUAGUUCAUUGAUCCUGCCUGGACUUUCCUGUGCACUGGGGUGAAAGCACCCCUCUUCUGGUUACAAGUGCAUGGACUUGCCAAGGCCCUGCUCACUCCUACCCUGAGCUGCUCAAGCAGCCGCUCAACCUGCUUCUGCUUCAUAGCCCUCGCACUUCCAACUCAGGCUGUGAUCGCCUGUCUCCUUCCAAAAUGUGAGCUCACGGCCAAUAACCUUGUCUUGAAAGUACUGUGAAAAUCUCAUCUGCCUUGGCUCUGGAUGUGGUUCAGUUGGUAGACUUUUUCUAGCAUGCUUUUUCUAGUACUGGGUUUGGUCCCCAGUACCAUAUAAAACCAGGCAUGGUAACCCAUUCCUGUAAUCUCAGCACUCAGAAGAAUCAAAAGCUCAAGGUCAUCCUUGGCUACAAAGUGAGUUUGAGGCCAACCUGAACUACAUGAGACCCUGUCUAAAACAAAACAAAAAUAACAAAAAACCUUACUUGUAUUUAUGCCCCCAACCUACAAUAACAAAAGUGUUUAGCUUUGUUUUUAUUCACAGUUGAGUCAAAAAGACGAUACAGACACACGCAUGGGAGACCACUGCCAUUGAAAGAAAUCUCUUAAUAUACAGUAGUAUCAUAAAUGCUCCAUGUGCAUCACCAGGUUCUGCUGAUCUGAGUCUGCCACAUGUGCUGCAGGACUUCUCAGAAGCCAGCACUAAGAAUGCAGCAGGUUCUGCAUUUUCCUCUUGGCAGGCUGGAGCUGCUGGACACUGUGUACAUCAUCUGCUCACAGGUCUCCCCAAGCAUCUACUGCAUAUGAGUGACCAUAAGCAGGAACACUAUUCAUCAUGUUCUGCAAAACACACUAUGCCCUGCUUCUCUCUCUCUCUCUCUCUCUCUCUCUCUCUCUCUCUCUCUCUCUCUCUCUCUCUCUCUCUCUCUCUCUGUCCGUCCACAUGGGAGGUGCACAUGCAUGUGAGUACUCAUGUGUAUUGAGGCCUGAGGUCAACGCUGGGUAUCAUUCCCUGACACUUUCCUCGUUUAUCCUUUGAAACAGGGCCUCUCACUGAACCUGAAGUUCAGUAAUUUGUCUAGGCUAGCUGGCCAGUGAGCUUCAGGGUCGCUUCCUGCUCCUCACUAUGGGUUCAAAAUCUGCUGCUGACAGCUCUAGCUGAUUGAUUUCACCAUUGGACAGCCUCAUUUUAGCAAUUCUGCUGAGAAAAGCUUUAGUUGUAUUUGACUGGGAAUGUCAAUGUCACUAUGGAGACAUUCAGGAUAGGCGUUCAUAUCCAUCCAUCACUGGUUAGAACCCAAACCACUCAGUCCAUUUAUGGUCCCCUCAGCAGUGGACCACCGUGCUCAUGUCUCUCUUCAGCAUACAACAUGGCAUGCUUUUACAUUUCAGUCUGACUGGUGUCUGGUCAGAGUUUUAGAGAGCUACACUAUCUCUCCAAGUGGGCUGGGCAGGCAUAAGAGAUGGAUAAUGCUCUUUUGUGUUAUCUCCUUCUCUCCUUGAGCUCCCCACUCAGUGGUAGGGCAAAGAAGACUUUAAAUUAUGCUGCCUGUUUCAUACUGACCCAUCCGGAUGCUGAUCCUAUGGAUAUAUGUGGGAAGAAUUUUUGUGACAGCAAAGAGAUAAACUUUAUAUAUUCUAAAAGUAUCAAAGUGAUUGUUUUUAAAACACUGAAAACAGAAUUUUAGCCACAUGGAUGAUUCAAACACCACUAAGUUAUCUAAUACAGCUUCUCUUACAAUGAUCUUGUUUAGGAAAAUUGGAAUUUAAAAAUGUGCACUCCACAAUGAAGACUAUCAUAGCUCAGUGUUUAUUAUGUGGAUCCAUGGCCUUCGGGCUCUGGACUGCUCUGUUAAUGGCAUAUUUUCACUACAAUCAAGAGAAUAAACCACUGAAGAAAACCCAGGAACCUAUCAAGGCUAGCUCACUUGGAAAAAAUGUGUACCAGCAAAACCAUGACUUAAAGGAAACUCCCAAACAGAAAGUUAUUCAUGAUAAGAUUGACUUUUUAGAGCCAGAAUUUCACCAAGAAUUUGAGCAAUAUGGACUUAAUGCUGUUAUCAGUAGAAGACUGGGCAUCGUGAGAGAGGUGCCAGAUUCCAGGGAUAAAAUAUGUCAUCAGAAACGCUACCCAUUCACUCUACCCACUGCCAGCAUCAUCAUAUGCUUUCAUAAUGAAGAAUUUCACACCUUGCUUAGAACAGUGUCUAGUGUGAUGAAUCUCACUCCACACCACUUCCUUGAAGAAAUAAUUUUGGUUGAUGACAUGAGUGAAAUUGAUGAUUUGAAAGAAAUAUUGGACUAUCAGCUGGAACUUUUUCGUGGGAAGAUUAAAUUAAUAAGAAACAAAAAGAGAGAGGGUUUCAUUAGAUCAAGGAUGAUUGGUGCCUCCCGCGCUUCAGGGGACAUCCUGGUAUUCUUGGAUAGCCACUGUGAGGUGAAUAAAGUCUGGCUGGAGCCCUUACUGCAUGCCAUUGCUAAGGACCACAAAACGGUGGUGUGCCCUCUGAUGGAUGUCAUUGAUGAAACAACACUGAAUUAUAUAGCGGCACCCAUUGUAAGGGGAGCUUUUGACUGGAACCUGGGCUUUAGAUGGGACAGUGUUUUCUCAUAUGAGCUGGACGGCCCAGAAGAACGAAGUAAACCCAUCCGGUCACCUGCAAUGGCAGGACAAAUUUUUGCGAUAGACAGACAUUAUUUUAAUGAACUUGGACAGUAUGACAAGGACAUGGAUCUUUGGGGAGGAGAAAAUGUGGAACUUUCACUAAGAAUUUGGAUGUGUGGAGGCCAACUCUUUAUAAUUCCUUGCUCUCGGGUUGGACAUGUCACCAAGACACAUAGUUCCAAUGACCCUGCAUUCAAGAAAGCCUUGUCACGGAACUUACUGCGAGUGGUUCACACCUGGCUGGAUGGAUACAAGGAUAAUUUUUUUCUUCAAAGACCUCAUUUAAAAUACGUAUCCUGUGGAAACAUUAGCGAGCGUGUUGAAUUAAGGAAACGACUAGGUUGCAAGUCAUUCCAGUGGUAUUUGGAUAAUAUCUUUCCAGAGUUGGAGCCAAUUGUACACAACGAUGAAGAAAAAAAAUCAUUUAUUUAAUAAAGGGUGAAAAAGUCCCCUAAUUCUUCAACAUAUUGGCACCAGAGGACAAAUUUGGGACACCAUGGCAUUAUGUGAAAUGCAAUGAUAAAUACAAUCAACAUGGCCAACCUCUCAGGAGUGCCUUUCUCCACCUGUAGUGACAAGUCUUCCUUUGUUGCUCAUCUGCCACUGAAGUUCUGGGGAUAAGGACCUUGACAUUAGAAAUGUGAGCUCUCUCACGGCUCAGCUGCCGGUAUACGAUUGACCCAGAUAAAGUAUAUUGGUUGUGAUUAUUUGACCAAUUCACUUGGCAGGGAUGGUCCGCAGGAGCCUGCUCUGCUCCUGCUCUGCUCCUGCUCGAGCCUUCACUGGUCUGAUGGGCUGACACGAUUGCCUUUGGAAAGUGUUCACAAAGAGCCAUGACUGGUGUCUACAGUGGCGGAGUCAGGUCAAGCUCCGUUCUUGCAGCCAGUGUACGAGUCUGGGGCUGCCUCCUGGCUUGGUUGGGUUCCUAAGAGUCUGAUGUCCAAGUCACCUCGGCUGAAGUUCUCCAUAUGUUCCUGAUGGCCUUUCCGUCCUGGGCCACUCCUUUUCUGCUGCUUUGUAUUUUCAUGUCUGCGCCCUCUGUCCUCUGUUCUGUGAGUCACAGCUUUCAGGAUGCUUCUUGAAUUAUGCCUUGUUGUUAAGCUCUAAGCAACUCUCAAUUGUGUAGCUAGGGCUGGGACAGAACAGCUGGCUCCCUACCUGCCAUGCCCAGAGACUCCUUAAUGCCUAAAGUACUUCGUUGGGGUUUGAGGGAUGCUGUAAGGCUCACCCUGUUGAGGGUGAGUUUAAGAAGGUCAAGGAGGAGUAAUCCACAAAAU